This is a messenger RNA of Callorhinchus milii (elephant shark), 1124 nucleotides long. RefSeq names its product RPA interacting protein (gene rpain). The record is from RefSeq and is a predicted model, not a curated record. Gene Ontology annotation, biological process: protein import into nucleus. NCBI's taxonomy places the organism in Eukaryota, Metazoa, Chordata, Chondrichthyes, Chimaeriformes, Callorhinchidae. The coding region runs from base 124 to 783 and encodes 219 amino acids. The transcript has 7 exons. Gene Ontology annotation, cellular component: nucleus; PML body.
GGAAGGUUAACAAUUCCCGUGUGGCAGCGCGCGGCUCCUGCGCAGUCACUCUCCUGCCGGCGGUAACCAGGGUGACGGAGGGGCCGCGCGGCUCUCUUAAGUUUGCAGCGGUUUGAGGGAAACAUGGAGGCGGCCCGGAGGCGCCAGGCUCUGUACAAGAGCAGCCCGCCACCCUGGAAAGAGACGUACAGGAAGCGAUGUAUGGAAAGGCUAAAGAACAACCGAGCAAAGUUUUUGGAGCAAUACCGACAUGUGGAAGUGGACUCAGUCCGUAGCCUCAACGGACCACUUCUUGUACAAGAGGUGAUGGAAGAAGAAUGGAGAGCUUUGACAUCCCAGGACCGAGCUCUCCCGUCAUUUGCUGAGGUGCUGGAUAUGCUGGAAGAUGAAAGUGACCUGACAAUACUGGAAGAGAUUCAACAGGAGCUCAUCGCAGAAGAACAAGCCACCCGAGAGGAGUACGAGGCCAGCCUGCGUUUUGAUGAAGCCUGUUUGAAUGCAGUUAUUGAAGACUUUCAGGUCAAUGACAGGCUUAUAUGCCCUGUGUGUAACGGGAACUAUAUGCACGUGACCAACGAGUGUGUGUCUUGCACGUGUGGAAUGUAUAUUGAUACCUGGAACAUGACGACACAACAGCUUCGAGCAGUGCUGGAGCGCGGAGUGACGGAGCACAGCAAUCGGUGCAUGUGUCAGCCGAGCUUCUCAGUAGCAGACAGCACAGAUACCAAACCUGUGCUGCUCAUGAGCUGUCAGGCUUGUGAUUUCCUGUCCAUCCUCCUGUAACUGCCUGUCAUCGCCCCGAGCUGGAACGAGAGUAACCGCCAAAUAGGGAGGACCCACCCACUCCUGGAUUGUACUUCAAUUCCCAGUGCAAUUGUGUUUUUGUUUAUUUUAUAUUAUAUAUUAAAAUUAUUUUUUGUGUGUGUAGACUUGGAAUCGAGUUUCUAAUUGGGAUACUAUUGGAAAGCACAGCCGGAUUGAUUAUUUCGAGUAAAUAAAAUGGAUUAUAAUUUAAAGGCCUUUCAGAUUGCAAUGAACAAAAUUGGAUAAAUAAUCUGCUGGGAGCUGUGCGUCUGACCUUGUGUUGAAAAGCCGUGGCUCAGGUUAUGCUGCUCACUCAAUAA